Molecule: messenger RNA, 4549 nt
Organism: Sclerotinia trifoliorum
Lineage: Eukaryota; Fungi; Ascomycota; Leotiomycetes; Helotiales; Sclerotiniaceae
Source: the annotation of a GenBank genome assembly
AAUUUUGAGAUCGGUAUGCUGUCAUCGCCUUUCGCAAUCAUGACAAUUUUUAUUGCCAUUGCAAUCAUAUCAGCUCUGUUAGAGACUUGAAUAUUGAGUUAUUAUAUCGAAGGUUGUUGAACGUUCCGCUUUAACCAGCUUGUUGGCCUUGUUUCCUGUCCUUGCUUGUGGACUUUCAUGCAAUCUAAUAAGACUUCACGAAUCUCAUUUCCGGAACCAAAUAAUCAGCCGUGACGUGGUACUUCUUGGCUUGGAGAAAGUUUCUCCGACGCUUAGUAUGGAUCAUCAAGUCAAAUUGGGGGAAACACGUGCAGGAAAUGCAAGGAAGCCAAGGCGGAAAGUUGUCGAUUGGAUAUCAGAACCAAGUAAGGUUGGAUUGACCCCAUUUCAACAGUUCACUCUCGAUGUUAAUUGGGAGAAAAGUCCUUUGGGACCAAUGAGUGGAUGGUCAGGACAGCUUCGUUCUAUGGUACUUUUGUGUUUUUCAGAUCCAAACCCGGUGAGCCUUCUAUAUCUUCUAUUUCAUUUCUGGCUUCAGGAUAGCUUUGUUGUUGUUCAUGCAUUUAAGAUAUGAAGAACCUCAUGACUGACCAAGUGGAAAGGCCGUGGUCAUGUGGGGAGAUUACAAUGCUAUCGUUUACAAUCAACCAUAUUCUCAGAUUAUUGGACAUAAACACCCUGCAUUACAAGGUCAGGAUCCAAGUGUUGCAUUUGCUGAGAUUUGGGAUUCCCUCGACCCAUUCAUUGAAGGAAUCAAAGAAACAGGCCAAGGACUUAUUCAACAAGAUGCCCUUUUUUUCCUUGAUCGACGCGGCUUUGAAGAGGAAACUUAUUUUACUUAUACAUACCUACCGGUCGUUGGUGACGAAGGAUAUGCCAUUGCUAUACAUGCAACAGUCGAUGAGACCACACGCCAAGUUCUUGCUGAUAGACGAAUGGCCGUUAUUCGUGCCCUCGGCGAGCGACUAUCAAAUGCUAAAACCAUUGGUGAUCUUUGGAAUCAUUUGAUCCAAGGCAUUGAGUUCGCCGAGAAGGACGCGCCUUUUUGCUUCUUGUAUUCAGUUUCCGAAUCAUCUGAAGCAUCAAAUAUACUUCCAUCAGCAGUUCCUUCACCAUCCAUGCAUUGCGUUCUUGAAGGUUCUGUUGGCAUACCCGAGGGUCAUCCCAUUGCACCUUCAAGCUUUGAUGCAGCAUAUGAUCAAAAUUGCCUAACAAAACCAUUCAACCAAGCUAGGAAUGAAAUGAAAACUAUCUUGGUACCUGUGGACUCCGUGAUAAAGGCAAAGUUUAGUGGGAUAAAGUUCCGAGGAUUUGGCGAACCAACCCACAUAGUUGUUUGUCCAAUAAUGGAUUCUGAGAAACAAAGUGUGCUUGCUUUUCUUGUUAUUGGAUUGAAUCCUCGAGCACCCUAUGAUAAAGAUUAUCAAGAGUGGAUACAGAUGUUGUCACAGCAGGUUACGACUCCUCAAGUAUCUGCUAUUAUACUCCGACAGGAAGUCGAAAGACGUUUAGCACUUGCUAAACAGGAGGCGUUAGAUCGGGAAAUUUUGUCACAGCAACUUAACGAGAGUGAAACGAAUUUUUCACGAUUUGCAACAAGGACCCCUGUUGGGCUCGCAAUAUUAACUGUUGAUGGAGUUGCCCUGACAGCAAAUGACCUAUGGAAAUCGCAAACGAAACUCGAGAUUGGGAGCUCGCAAGUAAAUUGGGAAGAAGUGUUGAUGCCUGGCGAAUACGAACGUGUGAAGAAAGCCUGGUCGCAGGUUGCUCAGGAGAAGAAGCCUGGCACUUUUCAAACGCGAGUUGAUAAACCAUGGAAAGCUCCGGAACUGAAUGCAGAUGGCGAAGAACAAUGGUCAGAAACUCAUCUAAUGCUUGCUUGGUUUCCGGACCUUGACGAGGAAGGUAAUGUUUCUACAAUUAUGAGUUGCAUCACAGACAUCUCGGAAUUGAAAUGGACGGAAAAUCAAUUACGAGCUAGAAUGGAACAAGCCUUGGAGAUGAAGAAGCAGCAAGAAAGGUUUAUUGAUAUGACCUCCCAUGAAAUGCGUAAUCCGCUGUCUGCAUUAAUUGGCUGCGCUGAUGAAAUUCUCUCCUCGUUGCACGAAUACAAAAACGCGAUGAAAAGUUUCAGUCGAGCUGGGAGAAUCCCCGAAUUGUUGUCCACCGAGUUACCGGCGUAUCUAAUAGAUGAUGCCAUCGAAGCUACAGAUACGAUUAUUUACUGCGCCAUGCAUCAAAAGCGCAUUAUUGACGACAUCUUGACUCUUUCGAGGUUAGACAGCAAUCUUCUCGUUGUAUCCCCCGAAGCUUCUCAGCCAGUGCAUAUCAUUCGAAGUGCUCUCAAGAUGUUCGAAUCCGAACUCAAACAAGCUGACACGAAAUUAAAUUUCAUCCAAGAUAAUUCUAUUAAAGAUUUGAAGGUACAUUGGACCUUAUUAGAUCCAAGCAGAGUCCUUCAAGUCCUCCUAAACCUUAUGACCAACGCCAUAAAAUUCACCCGCACAGAACCAGUCCGUCAGAUAACCGUCACCAUGGCUGCCUCUCUCGAAAAACCUUCUUCCCAAAAAUCCAUUGUCGAAUAUGUACCUAAACGACGCGAAAGCUCCGAUCAAACCGUGAAAGGCGAAUGGGGAAAUGGCGAAAUCCUUUACAUUUCCAUCACCGUUACGGAUUCCGGUCGGGGUCUCUCAGAAAAGGAAAAAGCAAAUCUUUUUCAUCUCUUUAUGCAAGCGUCUCCAAAGACUCACGUUCAAUAUGGCGGAAGCGGAUUAGGUCUUUUUAUCUCGAGACAACUUACUGAGAUGCAAGGCGGGGAGAUUGGGGUUCAUAGCGAAAAAGGGAAAGGGAGCACUUUUCAAUUUUAUGUUAAGACGAGGAGGACACCGGCUCCGCUUGAUUUGGAGGCUGCGGAAGAUGGUAUUAAGAAGGAUUUACAAAUGGCGUUGAGGGAAGAUGCGCUGAGGGAGGCAUGUGGAUUUGAAAUUUCUGGAUUAAGUCAUGAUAAUCUUAUGCAUGACCAUAGUUCUGGAGCGAAGGUGGAAAAGAAUGAUAUGAAGAUACCGAUGAGGCCAUUACCGGCCAAGAAGAUGAGCUUUGGGUUGUCCAGCCCGGGUUUUAUGAAUGGGGUUGAGAAGGGAAGGGGUGCAGGUGCAGGUGCAGGUGCAGGACAGGAACAAGGAGAGGGAGGGCAGCGAGAAGAAGAGGAGAAUCAGUUACAAGUAUUGGUUGUAGAGGAUAAUCUACUGAAUCAAAAAGUGUUGGUUAAGAGUUUGAGGAAAGAGGGAUUUGGUGUUAGUGUUGCGAAUCACGGCGGGGAAGCCUUGGAAUUCCUCAAGAAGACGAGAUUCUGGACUGGGGAUGGUGAUAGCAGGGAGUUAUCGGUAUGUAAUUCCUUCUUAGUUCUCUGUUUUCUUUCUCUUUGGGCUAUCCGCAAGGGAUAAGAAUCAUGAAGAUCGAGCAUUGGUAACAGGAAGAAAUCGACUGAGAGAUUACUAACACACUUAUGUUUGAUUCAGAAACAACAAUUAAACCUCAUAUUAAUGGAUUUAGAAAUGCCAAUUAUGGAUGGUAUUACAUGCGUAAAACAGAUUCGAGCAUGGGAACGUAGGGGGUCAAUAAGAGGUCAUGUGCCAAUUAUUGCUGUGACGGCUAAUGCGAGGAAAGGUGUGUGUGUGAUUUUGUUUUGUCCUUUUUACUUUGACGUAUUUUUGGACCUUGGAACUGGGAGCUAAUCAUAUAUUCUAUCAACGAAUAGAUCAAAUAAUGAGCACGAUAGAUGCGGGAAUGGAUGAUGUUACGACGAAACCUUAUCGCAUUCAGGAUAUGCUGGGUCAGAUUGAGAGAUUGGUUAUUAGGUAUCCUGGGGGUGGGAGUGAAAGGGGAAGUAGGGAGGAGAUGGACUCUGGUACUUUGAAUGAGGAUUUGAGGAUCCUGUGUGUGGAUAAAGGUGUGGAUAGGGGGAGUGAGGACAGAGCGAGUAAGGGUAAGGGUAUGGGUAUGGGUAUGCAAACUCAAAGAAAUAAUACCCAAAAGAAAGAUAAGGACACACAAACACACAACGCUAGUACAUCGACUUCGACUACAGCAACAUCAACAUCUGCAACCACGACUCCGAACCCGAACACCUCAAUCUCAAAACCAGAAACCACUAAAACCCAUCCUUCAAAAGCCAACCCUCCAACUCCAACUCCAAAUCCCUCAAUUCCACCACAAAACGGGGUAUCCAAUUCUCUCCCUCCUUAACUAAUUUAUACUAUCCGAUAUUGAUACCUUCAACGAAUUCUGUUUUACUCUACUUAUACUUUUACCUUCCCCUUAACUUUUAUCAGUACAUCUAGCGGGCGUUUUCGAUUAUCAUUCAAGGAUUUUAUGGGAUUGGAUUUUACUGGAUAUACUGGGGAGCAAAGCAUACGCAUGGAAUGGAAUGGAGUUUCGAGCACAGUAUUUUGUUUUAGCACAAUAUGUCACGUCACAUUAUAGCAUAGUAUAGCAUGGCAUGGUACACGCAUGGAUAGAGGUGUUUUUUCGGCGAUAUGAUAUAUUUAUU